Messenger RNA from Phaeoacremonium minimum UCRPA7, 3018 nucleotides. RefSeq names its product putative pathway-specific nitrogen regulator protein. The coding region runs from base 1 to 3018 and encodes 1005 amino acids. The record is from RefSeq and is a predicted model, not a curated record. NCBI's taxonomy places the organism in Eukaryota, Fungi, Ascomycota, Sordariomycetes, Togniniales, Togniniaceae. The transcript has a single exon.
AUGCCCAGAAGGCCUCCAGAGGAAGACUUCAAAAUCUAUGUCGACGAGUCCUGUCUAAGCGCACCAAUGGAUGAGACAAAUAUCCCCAAAGUCGCUGAAGGCGAUAUUCUCUCCGAGUCUCUCGAAACAAUCGCCGAACCCGAAGAGCAACUGCAAACGGUCCCCGACAAGGAGGAGCAAGAAAGCCUAAGCAUAACCGAGGACGCCACCCCGAACGACAACACUGCCGUUCAGGUUGAAGACGAUAGCGAGAAAGAAGGGUUGCUAGAGCAGACAGUUCAAGAACAUGCCGAUGGCCACGGAGAGUGCUACAGUGGCAGCAUCCUAGACGACGAGGAUGGUCAACAACACGAGGUUGAGGAGUCAUCCGGGACAGACGUCGCAGAGGAGCACCACUCCGAAUCAGAACCUAUUCUAAUCGAGAACGUUGAAGAUGCUUCAGAGGUCGUGGGAUCUUCAGAACCCGUAGACGACGAGCCUAUCAUCUCGGAGGACUUACACUUGGAGAGCCAUCCCGAUGAGGAAGAAGAGGACUCGGUGGACGAAGAUAAUGAGGAUACCCCCCGUCCGACGCAGCUGAUGGAUGAUGGAGAAGAUGACGAUGGCUCUUCCUCUCGUCGAGAGUCUGACAUCUCAGACAGACGGCAUUCUUUGAGGACAGAAGCUCUUAUCCAAGCCGCUGCCAGAGCAGUUGUUGCACGAAUUGAGAAGCAAGACGACAGAAGGAAGUCAACAAAUGAGGAGGAAGAUGGCGAUCAUUCAAUACUGAGCUCAUCUUCGAAUGCAGAGCAUGGUAUCGAAGGGACUGAAAUGUCGUACGACGAUAGGUCAAGCCAGGGUCGGCUUUCUGAUGCGCACUCUCUACCUGGAACCACUAUCCACAACUCGGAUGGUGAGGCAGCAGAUAGUAGCUCGCAACACGAUGGGGAUGAUGAUGUCUUCAGUGACCGGAGCCCCAGAAGCUCGCUGGGAUCAUCAGAUGGACAGCACGAUGAUCAUACCGAGAAAAUGAGCGAUACCCAUACCGAUAUGGAUUACCGGUCAAACUAUGGUCGAUCACCUCGAGUGUCUGGAAUCUCAGGCAUAUCUGAUCUCUCACGAUACGACAAGGAAGAAUUUGUCCCCACCACUCGAGGCACUCCUCGACCGGCUUUCCGGACGCCAUCAUCUGUGCGAAAGAUACAAAUGUCUUCACCCACGCCGUCGGUAUUUGGCUCCCCACGAUCUUCUCGGCGACAGGCCGCUCUGGAGGGAAGUGGUCUGCCCACAGUAUCCCGGCUGGGAAGCCCUUCCGUCUCAGCUCAGUACUCUCCCAAAGGUCGAUCAACACCCACACGGUUCAAGGUUCGCAAGGAGGCGCCGCUUGUUCUCCUUCAUGUCACUCUUCUGCCCCUUCGAUGGCCGUGGGCGGAUGUCUUGAAUGGCCUUGAUGCCAUCACGGAUAACGGGAAGCAAAGCUUGCGCCAAUUCGAGCCUUCCGAUCAGCUCAAGAGUCUGCGAGGCGCUUGGCGACAGCUCCAAGACCGCGUUGGGGACACUGUCUUGGAGCGAGGCAUCUUGCUGCCACAUCCUCAGAAUGAUUACGAGGUGCUUGAGGAGCGGCUUCUCGAAGCCCUCGAACUUCCUCUGAGGCGGCGUGCUCGCAUCCUUGAGUGUGGCCACUACUUGGGGCCGUCUAAUGAGAUGACACUUGGGGAGGAUGAGGAUGACAGUGAGGACGAAUAUGCGUCUCAAACGGGUCGAGCCGACAAGAGACAUUGGUGCAAGACUUGCCGUAGCGACAUUAGAUAUGACGAGCUCGGUGAAGGCAAGAUUUUCCGCAUCAAAGUCUACGCUAGUAACGGCCUUAUGAAGGCUGGGGCGUGGGAGGCUUGUUGGAAGGAGAUGGAGAGAGUGGAUGUCGAAGUCGAGCCUAUAAUGGAGCCAGGUAUCCAGAACGAGCUAGAAAGCCUAGGCACUAUUCAGCACGAAGAGAAUUUGCACCGCCGGCGAGAGAAAGAGGAGCACAUCGACGAACAAGAUCACGCCUACCUUGACCAUGAUCAUCGUUCCCACAUCCAAGCAUCUUCACCUCCAGAUAUCCAUGCUUCCCCCAUCGACCCACCUGCGACGACUACCACUGUUGACAUGGAAGAUCUCGAACGUCGGAGACGUGAUGAAGAGCGCCUGCGAGAGAUAUAUGGACACAGUCCUUCUGGCCAUCACCCCCAGGAACACCCAUCUGCGACAGCACCUCGACACCCAGACUCCUAUAUUCCGCCUCCAACCCCACCAUCGCCCUCUGAGCAAGCUUUCGAGCGACGUGAAAGCAAGCGGAAAACCUACCAAGCUGCCUCGCUUCCCGAGCUCCUACUGGAAGCGGGCAAAGUCAUCAUGCAUGAUCGUAAGAAUGUCGUCAUUGCCUUGUUAAGUGUCUUUAUUCUCAUGCUUGCUGUUCGUACGGCACCGCCAGAGCCACAGAGGGGGACAGCAGCGGGGAUAUCGGAGAGCGAUGCUGAGAUCCUGCGAAGCAUCUAUCUCCAGCAGCAACAGCAAGAUAGGGAGACUACUGUGCAAGCUGUGUUGGGCACACAGGUUCAGACCCAGAUUGCCGCAACGAUAGAGUCGCCAAUCAGCGUAGUCCCGAUUAUGGCUUCGGUCGAGAGCAUAAUCAGCAGCUCGGCUGUAGCUAGUGAGCCUUGCGUGCCAUCGGACACGCCUGCCUCGUCAUCCCCAGAGAAGGUGCAGACAAUUAAGCAGAAGAAGGUGGUUCGUGUGUACGAAACCGUCACCGAGACAGUUAAAGUUACUGCUACCGAGGCAGCAGCACCCGAAGAGACUGUUGAGACUGAGCCGGAGGAGGAGGAGUUUGAGACAAUCGUGGAGACUGUCAAGGUGACAGCGACGCAAUCUCCGGUAGCUGAAGCGACACCAGAGACUGUUGAGGGCGUUCCCUCGAUGUCUGACUUGGAGAACGCUCAAGUCGAUACCCAAGCCGUUGAGCCCGAUCUGUCUAAGGAGAGCCUGGAUGUUGAGUAA